UGAACGUGAAAGCGCAGUUUAAAGGAAGUGCUGUAGAUGGAUGUUCUUAGUAUUAGCCUUUCGGAUCGCUGAUGUCUAACUGAUGGAAAUUGUCAGCAUUGAUUCACCGAAGUUCCGAAUAGGAGAUCUGAGAAAGCAGUUUAUUUCCUGUCUACCCAAUGAACAUAAAAUAUUGAAGGAAAACGAAGCUAGUGAUCUUCUUACAUCUGAGUUUAAGAAGAUCGUAACUGAUUCUUCAAUAUUCAAACAGCUUGAGAAUGAUUGCAGUUUGGAAAAUUUAUACGUCGAUAGAGAGUACACAACCUUAGAAGAAAUCUUAAAAAUCAUACCAUCGAGGAAAGAUGAAAAGCAGCUGAAAACCCUAACUCAUUUACUGAAAGAAACUGAAGGUUUGAAUUCUAGAACAUCAGUCCUCACAGCAAUGCAAAGAAAUCCUCGACCACUUGUGGAUAUGUCUUACCGAAAUUCUGUUGAUGAAUCUCCAGAGGCCACAGAAGUCAUCCCGGAUGUAUUUGUGACCGUUCUUGUCUACCGACCAUUUAGCCUUCCUAACAUUGAUCCCUGUGCACAGUCUCGGCAACUAGUCAUUACUCAGAGGUUGGUGCUGUUGUCCAAACAAAAUCUCACAGUCUUAAGGGAAGCUAUAAAGUGUUCACAAGAUAAAGUUUGGCUAGGAGACUGUAGCGAGGCCCUUGAUAAUCCUGAACUGCGUGUUUCGGCGGAUAAAAUAUACCCUUCUUCAUACUUUUUCAUUGAAGGUACGUUUUAUGAUGAUUUGCGGCACGCAAAUAGCAAGAGCCUUGGGGAAGAGGUUAUACAGUGGGCGAAAAGCAAGAAAGAACUUAAGACGUAUGGGCCUUUUACAUCAUUACCAAUGGAAUCAGUGACUCUCGAAAAUCUUGUUAUUUGUAUUGGAAAGCCAUAUUUCUUCGUACACCAAGGAAAUUGUGAACAUAUGAUUAUCUUCUCCGAUAUCCGUCUUGUAGAUCGUGAUUCAUGUCAAACUGAGUCCUUAUUCCCAAUGCUCACCGGUCGAUGCAAUGUACGUGUAAUGCAUUGUUUCGUUUGCAGACGUCUUGCAUCCCGCUGGAUAGUUACAGAGUGUGGGACCAUUUUACCUGUCGAUCCAUGUCCAAUAUGUGAUGUAUGCAUCCGACUGCUACUUUACACUGCUGAUGGAAAGAAGAUUAAUCCGCGUUUUAGAGUUUUGAUGUAUUGUGGAGAGGAAAUUGUAGUGUGAGGCCUCAUGUAAAUAAUUUAAAAUAAAUACUUUAAAAAAGCAUUUCACUUUUCACAAAUCAAACUCUAAAAUUACACUAAUAGCAAUCUUCAGCUGUUUUUCUGUAGAAUUUCGAUAAUCGAAUUAACACGUUGUUACAUAUCCUUCACUUAUAGUUUACGCUUCCAACUAAUUCCUAUAUAUUUCAGACAAUAAAUCUUAUGGGUUUUCCUAGAGAGGAGAAAAACAAUGAACAAGCAGCGAACACAAACCCAUCAGUAGGAGAAUCAAGCGCAGAUAAAGUUGCGGCUGCUACUUUCGGUGUUUUAUCUGAAAUUUCAAGUCUCUUAAACACAGGUUUAGAUAAUGAAGAAUUGCUGAUGUGCAUCAAACUAAUUGAGAGCGGUGUGAACCCAACUACUCUAGCUUUACUUGUAAACAAUGUGAAACAACAGUGCGAACACCUUUCUGAACUCAAAAGAUAAGUAAAACUUUGAAUCCUGUAUUGC
Schistosoma bovis is the source of this 1728-nucleotide messenger RNA. The record is from the annotation of a GenBank genome assembly. NCBI's taxonomy places the organism in Eukaryota, Metazoa, Platyhelminthes, Trematoda, Strigeidida, Schistosomatidae.